Messenger RNA from Punica granatum (pomegranate), 1500 nucleotides. The record is from RefSeq and is a predicted model, not a curated record. Lineage: Eukaryota; Viridiplantae; Streptophyta; Magnoliopsida; Myrtales; Lythraceae.
UUCAUUGGGAAAUGAUGGAAGAAAAACUCACUGCAUUUGCAAGCUUAAAUUAGUGGUUCACUCCCCUCUUUUAUUCUUCCUCAAUUUGUCCAAACAGCUCCAUAUCUUUUCUAACAUAACUAAGCAAACCCUCACAAUAAGCUAGCAUAUAGUCGACAUCAAACCCUCGUCCGGCUUCUGUUGAAGGUUUGCAUGAGUCGACCGGUCGAGUUCGACGUUGGGAUCAUCUCUCAAGCGUGCGGGUGGGCAAGAAAGUGACCUGGUCGGGCGAACCUCAGUUUUGGGCCAGUUUGUGGUGUUAAGAGUGAUUGCAUUGGGGUGACCAACCACUAGUGAAUAAUGAUUGAUCCAACUUCCGGUUUUGACCCCGAAACUAGCUCCAACUCCUCGUCCUCGUCCCCUCUGUUGUCUUCCCCGAACCGAGCCUCCCUAGAGACCCGGAACCAGCCGGGUGACCUGAAGAAGGCCAAGCGCCUCCGGGACUCAAGCAAGCACCUGGUGUACCGUGGCGUGCGGAUGAGGAACUGGGGCAAGUGGGUCUCGGAGAUCCGGGAGCCCAAGAAGAAGUCCCGGAUAUGGCUAGGGACUUUCCCGACCCCGGAGAUGGCCGCCAGGGCCCAUGACGUGGCGGCACUUAGCAUUAAGGGUGGCUCCGCUAUCCUCAACUUCCCCGAGCUGGCAGGAUCCCUGCCCCGGCCGGCCUCACUCGCCCCUAGGGAUAUCCAGGCCGCCGCAGCCGAGGCAGCACGAAUGGGCCACCUGAACCCAUCAGCAGGCCCAUUAGCGAAGUCAUCAACCUCGUCCACGUCUGUAUCUAUCGCCACCUCAGACGAGCUCGGGGAGAUCAUCGAGCUACCGAGCCUUGAGGCAUCUUAUGGUGAGUUGCCUGAGUUUGUUCUGAUCGACUCGGUGGAUGCGUGGGGAUAUCGUGGCGAUAUUAUUGACUCGCCGUGGGGGGAAGAGGUUUGUGGCUUCGAUGAUCAUCAGUGCGGGUACAUUUGUGAUGGGCUCAGUUGCAUACAGAAUGGAUUCGAGGGGCUUCUGUGGAAUUACUAGAAAGUCGGGGGCAGCUGUGAAUUUUGGUGUGCAUUUCAUUUUCUCCCUUUUCUGGACAGGCGCAUCCUGGACCGUCCGAUUGUGUGUACAGGACUGCAUCGGAACUACACCGACGGUCCAAGAUGGGUAAACUGUUCUUUUUUUUUUCUUUUUUUUUUGGGGUUUGACGACUUUUCUUUUUUGGGUCUAAAAUUAUUAGGUAACUCCGGUGCACGUACAUACGUCUGUACGUAGCGCGUAGGCAUCUCACUAUUACGAGAAAGGGAGAUCUUUAUUAUGGUGCACUGAAGUACCCAAUAAUUUUGAAAUGUUCGGAAGUUGGUCCUUAUAGUUUUUCUGUUGGGGACCAAUUUGAUCACUAUGUCCAAUUUUCCUUGUAUCAUGUUCAAAUGUAGUCCACUGUACAGUUUCCAAUAAAUGUAUCGGAUUGCUGUUUAGUGUAAA